Molecule: messenger RNA, 2241 nt
Organism: Mauremys mutica (yellowpond turtle)
Lineage: Eukaryota; Metazoa; Chordata; Testudines; Geoemydidae
Gene: MAPKAP1
Product: MAPK associated protein 1
Exons: 12
Coding region: 198-1766 (522 amino acids)
Biological process (GO): TORC2 signaling
Cellular component (GO): TORC2 complex; plasma membrane; cytoplasm
Molecular function (GO): phosphatidylinositol-4,5-bisphosphate binding
Source: RefSeq, a predicted model, not a curated record
UUUCCGGGUUAGCGUGUCCAUACCGCUCCCUGGUGUCGGCGGAAUCGGUGCGGCCCCGGAAGCGGCCUCGCCGGCGGGGGCAGGAAGGGGAACCCGGCCCCACAGGAGUUGCAGCGCCCGCGAGGCCUGUAAGUUUGUCCAUGGAGCAGCAUGGCGAGAAGAAGAUAGCAUAAUAAGGUGGUGGAGUUGUGGACAGGAUGGCCUUCCUGGACAACCCAGCAAUUAUAUUGGCUCAUAUUCGGCAGUCACAUGUGACCAGUGAUGACACAGGGAUGUGUGAAAUGGUCCUGAUAGAUCAUGAUGUUGACCUAGAGAAAUUCAAUCCUUCUUCAGUGACUGGAGACAGUGGUUCGGAAAUUCAGGGAAGCAAUGGAGAGACUCAGGGUUAUGUAUAUUCCCAAUCAGUUGAUAUUACCUCAAGCUGGGACUUCGGUAUUAGAAGACGAUCAAAUACAGCUCAGAGACUAGAACGACUACGAAAAGAGAGACAAAAUCAAAUAAAAUGCAAAAACGUUCAGUGGAAAGAGAGAAAUGCUUCUUGUUCAGCAGAAGAGCUAAGCUCGUUGUUUGAAAAAAAGAAUUUCAGAGUAAAGUCUCCACAUUCUGGGAAGCAGUCGUUACUGUCUGUGCGACUUGAACAGUGCCCACUGCAGUUGAACAACCCUUUCAAUGAGUACUCAAAAUUUGAUGGCAAGGGUCAUGUUGGUACAACUGCAACCAAAAAAAUUGAUGUCUACCUCCCAUUGCACACAAGCCAAGACAAACUGCUGCCAAUGACAGUUGUGACGAUAGCAAAUGCCAAGGUGCAUGACCUGAUUGGACUAAUAUGCUGGCAAUACACGAGUGAAGGACGGGAACCCAAACUAAAUGACAAUGUCAAUGCCUACUGUCUCCAUAUUGCUGAGGACGACGGUGAGGUUGACACAGACUUUCCACCCUUGGAUUCCAACGAACCCAUUCAUAAAUUUGGCUUCAGCACUCUGGCAUUGGUUGAAAAGUACUCUUCUCCAGGGCUGGCAGCUAAACAGUCACUCUUUGUUCGAAUAAAUGCUGCUCAUGGAUUCUCACUUAUUCAGGUGGACAGUAUGAAGGUCACCAUGAAGGAUAUCUUACAAAAGGCCUUAAAACGGAGGAAGGGAUCACAGAGGGGUUCAGGUCCUCAGUAUCGUCUGGAGAAGCAGAGUGAACCCAAUGUCCCAGUAGACUUAGACUGUACCUUGGAGAGCCAGAGCACUUUGGAAUUCUGCCUUGUCCGAGAGAACAGUUCAAGAGGAGAAGAGAUCUCAGAGGAAGAUCCUCAGAUCGAUAUAGCUACAGUUCAAGAUAUGCUUAGUAGCCACCAUUACAAGUCCUUCAAAGUCAGCAUGAUCCAUAGGCUUCGGUUCACAACUGAUGUUCAGUUAGGUAUCUCUGGAGACAAGGUAGAGAUAGACCCUGUUACUAAUCAGAAGGCCAGCACUAAGUUUUGGAUUAAGCAGAAACCCAUUUCGAUCGAUUCUGAACUCCUCUGCGCCUGUGACCUUGCGGAAGAAAAAAGCCCAAGUCAUGCAAUAUUUAAACUUACAUAUCUAAGUAAUCAUGACUACAAACACCUCUACUUUGAAUCAGAUGCUGCUACCAUCAAUGAAAUUGUCCUGAAGGUUAACUAUAUUCUAGAAUCCCGAGCAAGUACAGCCAGAGCAGAUUAUUUUGCUCAGAAACAAAGAAAACUGAGCAGGAGAACAAGCUUUAGCUUCCAGAAGGAGAAGAAAUCAGGACAGCAGUAAUGUCUAGCCUAGAGCAAAAAACUGUCCACACAAUUCGAAGAAGGGGAAACUCCCAACAGCCUGAAACAGGUGGGAGCCAGAACUACAGAGCUCUUGCUGCCAACAGCCAGGAGCAGCCAAGGAAGAGAAUCAGGAAUACGCAGUUUCUCAUGAUGAACAGAUGACCCCGCUUUGGUUAGGGGAAGUCUCCCUUAUGACAAAAACAAAGAGCCAUAUCAGCCGGAAGGAGGACUGUGACACUUACGAUUCCUUUGAUUAGAAACGAGGAGGAUGUAGGCUGGCACUGUUUAAGAACUAUAUUGUGUACAAUCACAAGGAAAGAUGUGGUUACAAAUUAUUUCACAGCCUGAUAAAGAUAAAUUCUAUACAUCUGUUCUAUACACACACGCGCACACACAGGUACUGCUUGUGACAUGAUCAAAUUUCUAAAAAUGAAAUGUAUCCGUUUUUACUAUUAAUAAAGGUGUAAUCUUUC